Messenger RNA from Beauveria bassiana ARSEF 2860, 2337 nucleotides. RefSeq names its product binuclear zinc transcription factor. Gene Ontology annotation, biological process: regulation of DNA-templated transcription; DNA-templated transcription. The transcript is spliced from 7 exons. Gene Ontology annotation, molecular function: zinc ion binding; DNA binding; DNA-binding transcription factor activity, RNA polymerase II-specific. The record is from RefSeq and is a predicted model, not a curated record. Gene Ontology annotation, cellular component: nucleus. Lineage: Eukaryota; Fungi; Ascomycota; Sordariomycetes; Hypocreales; Cordycipitaceae. Bases 1 to 2337 code for a protein of 778 amino acids.
AUGGCAGAAAAUACUGCUUCCGAUGCGCCCUCGGCCGACACGGCCGCAGAUCUGGAGCCUCUUUCUUGCGUAUCCUGCCGGGCCAAGAAGCUAAAGUGCGACCGCACUCAGGUUGAGGGCAUGUUGAAAGACAUUAAUGGAAAGGAGCCUAGUCAGGGCUCAACCGAGGAUCUUGAGCCAUCUGAAGGGAGCUUCGGCAACAUUGGUCUUGAUUCUGGGGAUCAUGCACCCCAUUUGUCUCCAGAUUUUGCCACAGAUCCCUUCUAUGAAACUGGGUCGGCUAGCAAGGAUGGAAACCAUCAGCAAAACUCUCAGCUCAUCGGCCUCGGCAUGACUGAAGCUUUGCCUCCAUUCGAGAUUAUAGAAGACUUGCAUGCGAUAUUCUUUGCUUCGGCGUACCACAUGGCCCCCGUCGUGCAUUCAGGGAGGUACCUGACCGCUUUCUACGGCGAUCCUUUGCGUCGUCCAGCCAUGUGCCUUCAAAACGCCAUCUGGGCACUGGCAUCUCAUGGCCACGUGAAAUACGAUGCCUACUCGGACAUAUUCUAUCGUCGCGCACGCCAUUACAUUGAGGCGGACGAAAUGAGAGAUGCUGGCGAGCAUUUCAUCACCCUGAACCAUGCACAGACUUGGGUCAUUCUCUCGACAUCUGUACGCAUCUGCCAGAUGAUGGGUCUCGAUCGGCUAGACGGUGGUAUUGAUGAUCUACCGCCUGCUUUGGGGCCUGCGCGGUCUUGGAUCGAGCUGGAGGAGAGGCGGCGUGUUUUCUGGGGAGCUUUUGCCAUUGACUGUCACGCUUCGAUAUCGACGGGCUGGCCCUACCUCAUCAAUGCAGAAGAUAUCAUGACCCGACUUCCUGCGUCCGAAGCCGCAUUCUCUUCUGGAGAGGAAGAAAAGACGGCCCAUCUGCACCAAGUAUUCGAAGGCGCUCCUUACGCGGGCUUUGCCGGGACAAUUGUUACUUGCCAGUUGUUCAAGUCGAUACUACGGCACGUACACAGACCAAAACCAGACGACAACCCGGCAGAUUUGGCGCAUGGUGGCUUCUGGAAACGUCAUAGGGAACUCGACAAUCAGCUUUCCAGUGUCUUCAUGUUUCUUCCAGAGAGAUUUCAGCUGCCAGCCAAUACGCGAGACCCUGGCGCCGUUCAUGUCAACCUCAACCUUCACGCUUCCAUUAUUUGCCUGCACCACGCGGCACUGGAACUUGCGGAAAUGCAUCAUCAUUCACAGUCGAUAAUAGAUGAAAGCUUACGCCGUUUAAGAACAUCCGCUGAAGAGGUUGUCAACAUUGUAAAAAUGACGGCUCACAGAACAGGCAUAUUUAAAAGCCCCAUGUGUGCGAUAGCCAUGUACUGUGCGACGACUGUAUAUAUCUACAUGGCAAAGACUGAUCCAUCAAAUGACAUCAGCCCCGUGGAUGUGUCCAAUCUUGAAGUCAUUAUCCGUUCCAUGGAAGCAAUCGGUCGCAGCCACCAAAUAACAAUGGCUCUUUUGCAGCAAGCAUGUCAUGAUAUCGAUACAAAUGGUCUGUCUCACAAAAUCAGAUUUCCAGCACUGACAAGAUAUCGUCAGUCAGGACUGUGUGGCAUGGGGAAUAUUCCUCUAUUUGUACGGAGCUCAGUAUCACGCAACACUGAAAUCUUGCCCGUCCUGCCAGGACGCUUGCCACUGGAGAACCCCAAAGGCCAGAGGCUUGAUGUUGUGUCUAGGGGCUCCGACGCGACUGUCAGGAGACUGACUGGGACCGAUUGCUACCAGCCCAUGAUCGGAGCCGCGACUAGAAACAUUGCUGGCGCCGCAGACCAAUCAACGGUGAUUGAUGUCAGCGAGCCCUACGCAAAUAAGCGACAGAGGACUUCGGACAGCCCUCUGUCGCAGGACAGGGAUGCCGGCAUCGCAUCGAUGCAAAACGCCACUGCGCAGAAUAACACGCCCGGAACCAACAACCCGUGGAAAACGGGGCCAAACAGUUUCGGCAGCGUGUUUUCGCUCCCUGAUCGGUCAUCGCCCUCCAACACAUCCUCACCGGUGCUUCAAAAUUCCGCCACCACCGCCACCGCCGCUCGCGCUGCCAGCAGCAGCAACGAGUCGCCAGCACCCGUCAGUGGUGUAGGGACGAGCACGGUCUUUGGCCUGGGAAACACGCCCGCGGAGAACCGGAUCGAUCUGAGGGUGUUUCAGGACCGCAUGCUCAAUUCAGCGUGGCCGAACCAGGACAACAUAUUUGCGGCGCAGAUUACCAAUUCGCUGAUUGACACUGGCGAGAUGCCCGGCGGGAUAAGCAUGCCGUGGAAUUUCUUCACCGACGAUGUACCCCCAUGGAACGGGCCAUGA